AUGUCGACGUCGACAACGAGCGCCAAAGGCAGCAUCCUUGUUACGGGAGCCAACGGAGGACUGGGCUCAGCCAUCGCCGCUGGCCUUGCCGAGUCCCAGGCAUGGGGUGCCGGCUACCACGGCCUUUACGGCGUGCGCAACGCGGCGACGGCGACAGCCCUUCAUCGCUCCCUCUCGCGCGCUGCCUCUCUCUCGCACCAGCACGACGUAAUCGACCUGGACCUCUCACGCCUCGACAGCGUCCGGCAGGCUGCCGCAGACAUCAACAGGCGCGUGGCUGAGGGCUCGCUACCUCGGCUGCGCGCCCUCAUCCUCAACGCUGCGUACAUGGAGGGUGCUGAGCAGUGCUUUACGCCCGACGGCUUCGACAUGAGCUGGCAGGUCAACUACCUAGCCCACUUCGUGCUGACCCUGCUACUGCUGCAGAGCAUGGACAAGGAGCACGGCAGGGUGAUUGUUAUAGGGAGCUAUGGCCACAACCCUCUCGACAAGCGCAAUGCUGGAUUCUCGUGGUAUGCCGGAGACGAGUGGAAGUCCCUCUACCAUAACACAGAGAGCCUGGCCAGGGGCACAUGGAGCUCGUCCAAAGACUACCCCACUGCCGACGCCGGGAUCCGGCGUUACGGGGCUGGUAAACUCUGCCUGAUCAUGAUGAUGCAUGAACUCCAGUCCCGCCUGGCCGAUGACCCGGCCCUCUCCAACAUCUGUGCUCUGGCUGUCGACCCCGGCGGCAUGGGGUCGUCCCUGUUCCGGCGUAGCAACUUCUUGUUGCGUGUCAUUGCGCCGCCACUGCUGCCGCUCGCUGCUACCGUCAUGUCCCUUUUCGCCGAAAAUCCUCAACUGAGACUCACACAGAGAUCGGCCGGCGACGUCCUCCGCGCCGUGUUCGAUACCCAGGUGCUGGGAGAGUACCCGCGUGGUGUGUAUCUCGACGGUAGGGCGUCGGCGUCGACAAGUGAGGAAUCGCAGGACAUGGAGAAGAGGACGUCGCUGUGGUCUGAUUCGGUGCGCCUGACGAAUAUUUCCGACUCUGACACUGCACUGGCAAGGUGGCAGUGA
Messenger RNA from Lasiosphaeria miniovina, 1059 nucleotides. RefSeq lists its product as uncharacterized. The coding region runs from base 1 to 1059 and encodes 352 amino acids. NCBI's taxonomy places the organism in Eukaryota, Fungi, Ascomycota, Sordariomycetes, Sordariales, Lasiosphaeriaceae. The record is from RefSeq and is a predicted model, not a curated record. The transcript is spliced from 3 exons.